AGCAACCUGCAACAACCGGGCCACUGCAAACACGACCAACGCCAGCGUCUGUCAUUUCCUGGUGGUGUACUGAAAAGCAUUGUGUUGUUGUUCAUGAAAACUAUUUUUCUUUUUAACUUACUGAACCAUCAUUUCACUAUAUAGCUUACCAUUACAUGAAAAAACGAUUUUGUUUAUUUUGCAGUAUUUGCCUGAGCCCGUAUAUUUUGAAACCUGAAUCUGUCUUUUUCUGGGCAAGGUAGAUUUGAGAAUUAAGAACGGUAGCUAAUCUGAUCAGCGGUGCCCUGUCGCGGCAGUGAGAUGUCUCGGAGCUCCAGUUUGGUGUGUUUGGAGAACCAGCUACUGUGCCCCAUCUGCCUGGAGGUGUUCGCCGAGCCCCUGAUGUUGCAGUGCGGCCACUCCUAUUGCAAGUCGUGCUUGAGCUCGAUGACCCUCGACCCAUACGGCCAGCUCCGGUGCCCCGUGUGCCGCUGCGAGGUGGACGGGGGCAGCUCCCCUCCUAACGUCUCCCUGGCCCGGAUUGUGGAAGCCAUGCGGGAGCUGAACGACUCUCACCCGGAGCUGGAGAGCUGCCUGCAGCACCACAACCCGCUGAGUCUCUUCUGCGAGCAGGACCAGGCGGUCAUCUGCGGGCUGUGCAGCAGCAUUGGCGCCCACCGGAACCAUAAGAUCACCCCCCUGACCAGCGUGUACAGCAGGAUGAAGGAGGAUUGUUCUGCUUUGUUGACUGAGAUUCAGACGCAGAAAAGAAAGCUGGAGGGGCAGAUCUGCAAAAUGGCUUACAACAAAUCGCGAGUCACAAACGAGUCUGAUGUUUUCAAGUGGGUGAUCCGGAAGGAGUUUGGGGAGCUGCGGCGCUGUAUUGAGGAGGAGGAGUCCAUCUUCAUGCACACUGUGGAGAGCAGGGCAGCGGCGUUGAUCAACACCCUACAGAAACAGGUGGACGAGAUGGCAGAGAACCUGGGCAAGUUCCAGGAGAUCGAGGGGACCCUGGAGCAGCUGAACAAUGAGAGCCAACUCAACUUCAUCAGGAAGUAUGGCUCCAUUGCUCCUGGGUGCAGAGAGGCUCAGCAGACGCAGCAAAGGACAGACAGGGUUUACAGCGCCAUCACCUUCAAACCGGGCUUCCACCACGAUGACAUCAAGAUCAGUGUCUGGAAGAAGCUGCACAGGCGGGUCCUGCCAGCCCCAGAGGCUCUGAAGCUGGACCCCCUGACAGCCCACCCCAUGCUCAGACUGAGCGUCAAUGACACGGUGGUGGAGUGCGGGGCCCUGGUCAACCGGCUGCCUAACAACCCUGAGCGUUUCAGCUACAGCUACUGCACACUCACAAGCCGCGGCUUCUCCUCGGGAAAGCACUACUGGGAGGUGACCGUCGGCAGCAAGAGCAAGUGGCGCCUGGGGCUCAUUAAAGGGACUACCAGCCGCAAAGGCAAGCUGCCCAAGAACCCCGAGAACGGCGUGUGGCUCAUCGGCCUGAAGGAUAGCCGGCUGUACGAGGCCUUCGCCCACCAACGCACCGCCCUGCCCCUGGCAUCGCGGCCCGCCAAGAUCGGAGUCUUCCUGGACUACGAGAAGGGAGAGCUGACCUUUUAUAAUGCCGACAGCCCUCAGGAGCUGAGCUUCAUCUACAGCUUCCAGACCGAGCUGCAGGGCAAGGUGUACCCGCUCCUGGACACCUGCUGGCACGAGAGAGGAGGCAACACACUGCCGCUCAUCCUCAACCAGCCACAUGCGGGCAAGCAUGCCUCAGAGCCAGACCCAGCAUCCUUAACACAGGAGUGACAGAGAUACAAACUCAUCUUCAAGUGUAUUUAGAAUGAAUUGCAUAGGGAUAUACUUGCAAAUGAUGGGGGUUGUGUUGUGUAAAUCUCUUUUAAAAAAAGGUUCUGCAACUAAAAAAAAAAACGUUAAAUGACAUUUUGUGCACAUUUACCUAAACCUGAAGGAAACCACACAAGGAAUGGCAAAAUGAUAAAAUUGUGAAAAAUAGAGGUUUUUACAUAUGCUGUGACUCCACACAUGGGAAACAAAAUUAUGGGUGUGAUUUUCAAAGCUUGGUAACUUCUAGUAUGCUGAAUACAUCUCUGUAUCUUAAAAAGCAAAUACGAUUUUUGCAAUCUGACUUCACUGAGCAAAUCAGAACUUGCAUGUACGGUUGAAGCAGUUUGAUACUUUUGAAAUUGCUAAAAGUUACAUUAACACUAACACCACUUGCUAUGCUUUGAAAGUCCAGACCUCUUUGUGUAGAUAAAACUAUGGAUUAUCAACGUUUAUAACUUUAAUAAUCCUGUUUAUGAAAGUAUUGUAAGCUGGGAUCAAGGGUCUUUAUCUAUUCUGUAUAAUUAUUAUUCAUUUUUUAAAUGUACGUGCAACUCUGUGUUACUGAGCACCAGGGACUGUA
This is a messenger RNA of Polyodon spathula (Mississippi paddlefish), 2404 nucleotides long. Its product is annotated as E3 ubiquitin-protein ligase TRIM50-like. The record is from RefSeq and is a predicted model, not a curated record. The transcript is spliced from 6 exons. Gene Ontology annotation, molecular function: protein binding; zinc ion binding. Bases 301 to 1785 code for a protein of 494 amino acids. NCBI's taxonomy places the organism in Eukaryota, Metazoa, Chordata, Actinopteri, Acipenseriformes, Polyodontidae.